GGGGGGCGGGCGGGCUGUGGGACUGGGCCGCCGCUGUCCCCUUCCGGGCCUGGGUCCGCUGACGGUCCCUCUUCCCACAGGCCGCAGCCGCCAUGAACCAGUUCAACUUCGGGUCGGGUGCGGCGGGAGGCGGUUUCGCUUUCGGCACGCCGAAGACGGCCACCACGACGGCCACGACGGGCUUCUCCUUCUCCACACCUGCCGCCUCGGGGGGCUUCAGCUUCGGGAGCACGGCCCAGACGCCUGCCAGCAGCCAGCCCGCCGGUCUCUUCUCCUUCAGCACGCCGGGCACUGCCGCGCAGCCUGCCAGCUUCAGCUUCGGGACGCCGGUCACGGCCACCGCGGCUCCGGCAGCAAACGUAUUCCCGCUGGGUGCAAACGCACCAAAAUUAAACUUUGGAGGCAGCACUGUGACUCAAGCUACUGGAAUCACGGGCAGCUUUGGAUUUGGUAGCUCUGUACCAACCAGCGUGCCCUCAAGUCAAGCAGCAGCCCCUUCUGGCUUUGUGUUUGGAUCUGCUGGCACCACCACCACCACCGCGCAGUCUGGGACAACUGGAGGGUUUACUUUCUCCAGUGGUACCACAACUCAGGCCGGCACAGCCAGCUUCAACAUCGGCGCCACAGCUCCGCAAGCAGCGCCGACAGGGUUGACCUUUGGAACAGCACCUACAACUGCUGCCACCACUGCUACCACCUUAGGAGCUCCAACCCAGUCAACAACCCCCUUCAGCCUUGGGGGGCAGUCCACAGUUCUAAACUUUGGGUCAUUGCCUUCAACAGCAGCCACUAGUGCACCCACGGCAACGCUGACCACUAGUACCAGCCAGGGACCCGCUCUGUCCUUUGGAACCAAACUUGGAGUAACACCCACAGCUGCUACAACUGCCUCCACCACCACAGCCUCCGUUCUUGGUUCAACAGGGCCUACGUUGCUUGCGUCUAUAGCGAGUUCUUCAGCACUGACGUCGUCUACCACCACAGGCCUCUCACUUGGUGCCCCUUCCACUGGGACAGCCAAUCUUGGAACGCUUGGGUUUGGGUUAAAAGUUCCUGGAACAACAGCUGCCGCAACAAGCACUGCCACUAGCACAACUUCUGCUUCUGGCUUUGCUUUGAAUCUGAAGCCAUUAAAUACGACUGGUGCCAUUGGAGCUGGGACUUCUACAGCUGCCGUAACCACAACAACAACAACCACCGCACCUCCAGUGAUGACUUAUGCCCAGCUGGAGAGUUUGAUAAACAAGUGGAGUCUGGAACUGGAAGACCAAGAGAAACACUUUCUCCAUCAAGCUACGCAAGUUAAUGCCUGGGAUCGGACGCUGAUAGAGAAUGGAGAGAAGAUUACUUCAUUACACAGAGAAGUAGAGAAAGUGAAGCUUGAUCAGAAGAGACUGGAUCAGGAGCUAGACUUCAUUCUGUCACAGCAGAAAGAGCUUGAAGACUUGUUGACCCCUCUGGAGGAGUCUGUGAAGGAACAGAGCGGGACUAUCUACUUGCAGCAUGCGGACGAAGAACGGGAGAGAACCUAUAAGCUGGCUGAAAACAUAGAUGCUCAGUUGAAGCGUAUGGCACAAGAUCUGAAGGACAUCAUUGAGCACUUGAAUACGUCAGGAGGCCCAGCAGACACAAGUGACCCGCUUCAGCAGAUCUGUAAAAUUUUGAAUGCACACAUGGAUUCAUUGCAGUGGAUUGACCAGAACUCAGGUAAACAGGUGAGGCGAGGGAGGUGUGUGUUUAAUGUUAUCAUCCUCCCCCCCUGCAACUGGAAAGCCAAAGCCAGGUUAAUAACGAUUCAUUCUCUCUGGGAAAUGUGCAUCUAAAGAAACAAGUUCAUCUUCAGUUCACCUUCAAACAAGAAAGAAGCAAUUGCAGCUUUUAAAAAAGGUUAAUGUGUGUCUCUGUUUCUGUGGGGUUCUUAGCAAGGAGAAGAAUUCUUGUUACUGCGUGCGCUUGAGUGGCACGGUGGAAAAACAGUUCACUUUUGAAGUAAGCCUUUGUGCGGCCCUUGCCAUUAGUAAAUUGAGUAGGCCUGGAAGGACUCAUUCCUUAACAUUCUUUUUGUAUUAAGAAAACCCCAAAUCCCACAAACCAGAACUGAGAUAUCUGUGCUGUGGGUAAUGUUACCUCUUUGCUUCCUGUGGAACACCUCGAGGACACAACAGCCAGUGAUCUUUUCUAGGCAUACUCAUACACAGUGGCUAUUAACUUGUCUGUCUUGUUAAACAAUUACGUGCAACUGUGGCACUUUAUUCAAAUUACUGUUAACCUAGACUGUGACAAUUCAGUGGACUUGCUGAACAUGGACACAGGGUGGUGCUGCUUCUGCGAGUGAGGAGGAGUGUUUGGACAAAGCCUUGUUCUGACUUUCUGCCUCUUCCUGAGGGAACCAGAAAGUCUUCUCUUUUGUAGUUACAACUGAAUUCCAAGUUGAGCGAGAGAGAUCUGCGAGACAGGGAAGCAGACUGUCACUUUUCAAAAAUUCACCAUGCAGAAAUGAUUAUGGCAUAAAAUGGCAAACGGAAAUGUAUUGCUUAGUAUGUUACUGGAAGAUUCUAGGUUUGGCGUGCUGUACGAAAUAAAACCGAACCUGGAAUACCUGUCUCCAAGGCACAGGCCGACAUAAGGCCUGUUGAAUUGCUUCUGAUAAGCUUUCAUGGAAUGAAAUGAGAAAUUGCUUUAGCUUGUGCUGAGAUUUUUUGUAUAUCGCAGUGCCUGCUGCGUUUCCAGCUGAUGGUCCAUCAGUGGCUUACGAAUUUCCAAAUGGGUGAUGUGCAAAAAAGAGAUGACCUGUGUUGUCGCUGCAAGUGCUUCUGCAGCUUGUCUGUGCAAUUGCACCAUCUUUUCUGUAUUUACAGUUAAAAGCUUGUUAUGGCUGUGUGAUAUCCGGCAAGAAAUAUGUAUAUACUUCUAACAGGUUGUGUGGUUUGCCUGUAAUUUGCAUAAUUCAAAAGGAGUUUAGCAGGCGGUGGGUAGGGGAAACUGGUGUAUCCAGCAAUUGCUUUUUCUCAACCUGCAGACCAGCUUUUGCAGCUCCUGUUCAGGGAGGGUUUGCUCUGCUCUCUGAGAUGCAGUGCCCUGAAACUGCAGCAAACUGGCAUGGCAAACAGUGUCAACAGCAUGUCCCGGGACUGUUCCGGUUCUGCCUGCCAGUCCCUGAAUGCCUCAGAAUACUGUUUAGACAAUCUCCUUUGCCUUGGAGUGCGGCGGUGCUUUAUAUUGGGUUUUCCUCCCUCUUUCUGCAAUGUCAAGUCUGAGUGACUGUCAAAAUGUUGUUUUUCUUUUUCCUUCUGCAAGCCAAGCUGUGUGGGGUUGUGUUUUAGGGUGAUCGUGAGAUUAAUUGCUUGUUUCUC
Grus americana (Whooping crane) is the source of this 3353-nucleotide messenger RNA. RefSeq names its product nucleoporin 62 C-terminal like (gene NUP62CL). Gene Ontology annotation, biological process: RNA export from nucleus; protein import into nucleus. Gene Ontology annotation, cellular component: nuclear pore central transport channel; nuclear pore. Bases 93 to 1823 code for a protein of 576 amino acids. NCBI's taxonomy places the organism in Eukaryota, Metazoa, Chordata, Aves, Gruiformes, Gruidae. The record is from RefSeq and is a predicted model, not a curated record. The transcript has 13 exons. Gene Ontology annotation, molecular function: phospholipid binding; structural constituent of nuclear pore.